Messenger RNA from Stylonychia lemnae, 1119 nucleotides. Lineage: Eukaryota; Ciliophora; Spirotrichea; Sporadotrichida; Oxytrichidae. The record is from the annotation of a GenBank genome assembly.
AUGAAGAGAAUAUUCAAUUAAGAAGAGUCAUUAGGAGAGUACUUCGUAUUGCCGACUAAAAAUCUUAAACUCUCAUUGAAGUCACAGCCUAUGAAUUCAAUUUAAGUACUUAAGGAUUAGGAUAUUGCAAUCAUUAACUCAGGCCAGAAGGUUUUAAUCUUUAAGCUUUACCAAGGAUUAAUCAAUGGAGACUCAGGCCUUAUAGAAUGCUAUAAUAGUCUCGAUCUGAUGAAAAUCUCUAAUUUUAAAAUUCAUUUUAAUAAGAGUGGUGGGCAUUAGCAUCCAAAAUAUAUGCAGCUUGUGAUGGAUUCAAAUUUAUAAGAGAGCAAUAUAGACAAUGUACCCUUGAUCAAGAAAAUUCAUUUUCUCAAUAGAAACUAAGAGAUAUCUUAUCGUGAUUAAAAAUUAAAAGAAUAAAGACUUUUAGAUAAGGGUUUUUGCAUGCUUCUCCAAAAUGGGCAAUGUGUCAUCUCUUAAAAUAAGAAUGAAAAGGCUUACCUUAACGACGAAUUAUGGAAUCCUAAUUAUCAAUAUUUAGUGAUAUUCGAUGUAGAAUCAGAAAUAUUCAAGAAAAAGUUCUUAGAUCUCAUAGAUAAUCAUGAAAUAUUCGUUUCUUUUAACUUAUUGGCAGUAAAAUUGUACAAUUCAGAAGCAUUUAUAUUUCUUACUUCAGAGAACUACUUAAUGCUCUUUAAGGAGGACAAACUUAUAUUUGCAUUCUAAUUCAAAUCAGAUUUAAGAAGAUAAGUUACUGGUAAAAACUAUUUAUAAAAUUCAUUUGAAGCAUCUGAUAAUUUCGUUAAGUAAAGUUCAAAAAUUCUAUACAAAGUCAAAUCUAUACUUUCCCCCAUUACUGUUAUUAAUAAAUUAGAUUAAGAAAAUAACUAAAUUAGAGUACUGGCAACAACUCUUGAUAAUUAAAAUAUCUAUUUGGCUUUUGAUCCAAUAAAUAAAGAAAUGAGAGAACUUAAAAUAGUACUCAAUAAAUUAGCCAUUAAUAGUUUCUAACUUAAUAAAGUAUCCUCAAUACAAAUUGGAGAUCUAGCCUUAGUAUCUUUGAUCUUAUGUUUGCUAUUGACAAACAGAUUAUUAAAUUUGAAUAUUUGGUCAACCUUAUGA